AUGAAUUUUCAAGUUCCCAAGCUGCCGGAAUUCGAUGAGAAAACAGAUGAUCCAUAUCAGCAUGUUUUACACUAUGAAACUACCAUGACUAUGUGGCAGUACAACGAUGAGUUGAUGUGUAAGAUGUUUCCACAGUCACUCACUGGUGGAGCAGUUACGUGGUUCAAUCAACUACCGAUACAGUCGAUCGGGACUUACCAUAAACUGGUUGACGAAUUAUGUGCUCACUACAAAUACAACAGACGUGAUCGGAAGCGAUGCCACAUAUUGUUCCUUCUGGAAAUUUGGAAGGAAGAAAGCAUCAGACAGUUUACUCGACGCUUCAAUCAAGAGGCGGCCGAUGUGGAUGGUGCCAACGAUCAAGUCGUCAUCGCGGCUUACAAACAGGCAUACCGGUAUGAUCAAAGGGGUUUGUACGGUUCUUUGGUCAACAGACCAGCAAAUACUUUGGAAGAACUAUAUGAUCGAGCAGAAGAAUACGCUCGAGUGGAAGAUGAUUCUAAAGCUCGAGAAGAAGUUAACAGAUCAUCCAAUCAUCUAAAUGAUGGGAAGAAGGACAAGUCAAAAAACUGUUCGAGCGGACAUCAUAAAGAUCGAGGUGAAGUUCGAGAGAAAAACCAGGGGGAACGAAUGUAA
Messenger RNA from Papaver somniferum (opium poppy), 636 nucleotides. RefSeq lists its product as uncharacterized. NCBI's taxonomy places the organism in Eukaryota, Viridiplantae, Streptophyta, Magnoliopsida, Ranunculales, Papaveraceae. The record is from RefSeq and is a predicted model, not a curated record. The transcript has a single exon. Bases 1 to 636 code for a protein of 211 amino acids.